AUGGCGUAGUUGGUAGCGAACAUUGUGUUUCGUGCCAAUCUUCUGACGAAUAUACAUUCUACGUUAAGAUGACUAGUCCCGCUGCAGAAAAUUUGUGCAUUUGUGCGGUGAUGAAAUUUAGUGUACAAUACUAUAAGUUUACCCUUGUCCGGGGCGAGAACUCAGAAGGUUUGGAACCCGAUUCACAAAGUUAUGAGCAACGAGUUUGGUACAGGCUAGUCAACAUCUAUAAUAUCGUUUCUUUCUGCAUAAAUGGAAUGCUUCUAGCCAAUUGUUUUGGGUUAGAAGAUUCCCAUUUAAUAUUCCGAGUGUUGUCAACGAUUUCGUAUGCGGUAUGUCUGACAGAUAGAUGCCUAUGGGCACAUUAUUUGCCUAUAAUAAGAGAGGCUCGACAGUUCAUUAAAGAUGGGCAACGUACAUCCGAUAAUCCUGAAAUUGAUCAUCCAACCAGAGAAAACAGUCGCAAAACUAUCCAUUAUAUGUUAUUCAUAGUCAUUGCCCUAAACUCGCUGGAACUUAUAUUUGUUAUGAUUCCAAGUAAGUCGAUGGAAAUUUUAUUUGGAGUAGAUCAGUUGAGGAACAUGUUUGAAGCCAGAGUUGCGCGAGUUUUGCAUUUGUUUCUAUUGUCCGGUUGCUUCACUCUCGUUCCAAGUGGACUUUGCUUCAAUGGCGUUUCGACUGCGUUGCUCUGUGCAAUUCGCGCGGAAUUGAAUAUAGUAGAUUUUGGUUAUGGUCGGAUUAUGCCCAUACUAUCAAAUUCACAUGCAGCUGAACCAAAUCAACGAAAUUACUAUGAAGAUCAACGAUUUUGGAAAAGUAUUAAACAACAAAUUCGAGUCAUUGCUCAUCAACACAAUGAAGUGCUCAAAGCCUUUUACAAAAUUAAACAGCUUGUUGAAAUAUCAUUCUUUAUCAGUUAUCUGUACUCAAUCGUAGCAUGGGGUCUUUUGACGUUCGCAAUUUUUAGAAACGUUUCUAUCAUCAGUAUUGUGUCUAUGCUGGCAUUCAUUAUUACAAACUAUACCUGUUGUAGGAUGGUAGAGUCUUUGAAGGAAACGAACGAAAAACUGUCUUUGACCGUACUGGAAUUGAUAACACAAAUCCCGUUUUCACGGAAACAUCAUCGCGAGUACAAAGACGUGCGAUCGACCCUGAUGCUGAUACACCAAAAUGCUAGCUAUGGAACGGUUCUGAGUUGUGGAGGAUUUUUGAACAUAGAAACUACCGUCAUUACCAGAUUGGUUCAAACGACUUUUACACUAGUGACAUUUCUUUUCGAUGUGAAUUAAAUUUAAAUUAACAACACAGCUUGCAGCUUAAGUAACCAAAACUUUUAUAGAACAUGGUUUAUAAAUAUUGGAACACGAUAUGGAACUAAAAAAAAGUUACAUAGGCACAUAAAAUGCACGUAUAUAGGUAUAUUGGGGUGACCCUUAGCUGUAUAGGACUUCAAAAAAUUCAAAAUUUUGCAUCUGAUCAACUGCACUUGAUCCAUAAAUCAUAACACGAAACUUUAAACAAUUUCACUAGAAAUUGAUAACUUAAGCGGUCUUUAAAAGCCUUAAAUUUGAAAAAUUUAUGAAAAAAGUAUGUAUUUUCUCAAAUCACAAUUAAUUAUUCCAACGCAAGUAGUUUUGAACUGAGCGUAAAAAGUUGCAGCUGCAUUAAAUCAUAUUUUUCUAUGCAUUAUGUUUAAGAAAAACGUGGAAAAGCUAAAAAAAACUACCUUUAUCAAUUUUCGUGACAAAUAUUCGUCUCAAUCAUCAAAAGCCGAUCACAACACAAGCUACAAAUCGCGCAACAUUUGUUUCUAUCACAAUGAAACUUUCAAGCUCACAUGAAGCCAUCUUUGCUGUCCAUCAGCGAGUAUUGUAUGCGGUUGA
Molecule: messenger RNA, 1883 nt
Organism: Uranotaenia lowii
Lineage: Eukaryota; Metazoa; Arthropoda; Insecta; Diptera; Culicidae
Exons: 4
Coding region: 69-1289 (406 amino acids)
Source: RefSeq, a predicted model, not a curated record